This is a messenger RNA of Osmerus eperlanus (European smelt), 3641 nucleotides long. Its product is annotated as kiaa0930. The transcript has 10 exons. NCBI's taxonomy places the organism in Eukaryota, Metazoa, Chordata, Actinopteri, Osmeriformes, Osmeridae. Bases 303 to 1568 code for a protein of 421 amino acids. The record is from RefSeq and is a predicted model, not a curated record.
UACAGGAAGUGUGAGGGGUGUUCCCGUUGCAAUUCCAGCUGAUCCUCUUGUAGCAGACGGAGCCUCCCUUUCGUGUCACACAGUGGCUUUAGAAUUUGUCACCUCGUUUCUCCUCGGUGACAAAGGGAGAAGUAGCGAGCACUGCAGUUUUUUUCUUUUCUUUUUUAUUAUUGUGUGGGACUAAUAGCCUACUAGCUAACCGUUCGCUUCUGGGGAGAUCCUCGGUUCUUUCCUCCACUCGUUGUCUUUCUCCCAGCCGGGUGAAUUUGCCGUCGCAGGACUGUCAUGAGCCCAGUUUGCGGAUGGCAUCCUUUCAGAGUUUUUGUAAGACUGCCGGGUCAGCGGAGGAAGAGAACGGGGAACUGGACGAGUCUCUGCAACAAAUGUUGAAGGCUAUCGCCGACGAGCGUAACCGCCUGAAUAUAAGACAAGAAAUUAGUGGUCUUGGCGGUUUUAAGGACGACCGGAUCGUGUUCUGGACGUGGAUGUUCUCCACUUACUUCAUGGAGAGGUGGGCUCCCCGGCAGGACGACAUGCUGUUCUACGUCCGCAGGAAGCUCGCCUACGUCAGCGCGGACAACACCGAGGGCAAGAAGGUGGAGGUGGAGGUGUACAGGAGGGACUCCAAGAAGCUGCCCGGCCUGGGAGACCCCGACAUCGACUGGGAGGAGAGCGUCUACCUGAACCUCAUCCUGCAAAAGCUGGACUACGUGGUGACCUGCGCCGUGUGCACGCGCUCCGACGCGGGGGACAUCCACAUCCACAAGAAGAAGUCUCAGCAAGUGUUCGCCUCGCCCAGCAAAAACCCCAUGGACAGUAAAGGGGAGGAGUCCAAGAUGAGCUACCCCAACAUCUUCUUCAUGAUUGACAACUUCGAGGAGGUGUUCAGUGACAUGACGGUAGGCGAGGGAGAGAUGGUGUGUGUGGAGCUGGUGGCGAGCGACAAAAGCAACACGUUCCAGGGCGUGAUCUUCCAGGGCUCCAUACGCUACGAGGCCCUCAAGAAGGUGUACGACAACCGCGUGAGCGUGGCGGCCAAGAUGGCCCAGCGGAUGUCCUUUGGCUUCUACAAGUACAACAACAUGGAGUUUGUGAGGAUGAAGGGCCCGCAGGGCAAAGGUCACGCCGAGAUGGCCGUCAGCCGGGUCCCGACCGGGGACACGUCCCCCUGUGGCACCGAGGAGGACCAGGACUCCCCCAUGCAUGAGCGGGUGACCUCGUUCAGCACGCCCCCCACCCCGGAGCGGAACCGGCCCUCCUUCUUCUCCCCGUCGCUGCGGCGCAAGGUGCCGCGCAACCGCAUCGCCGAGAUGAAGAAGUCCCACUCGGCCAACGACAGCGAGGAGUUCUUCAGGGAGGAAGACGACGAAGACCUCCACAACACCACCAACCUGCGCUCCCGCUCGCUGUCCGGGACGGGCCGCUCCCUGGUGGGCUCCUGGCUCAAGCUGAACCGCACGGAGGAGUACUUCUUGCUCUUCUCCCACCUCACCUAUGUCACCCUGCCCCUGCACCGCAUCACCGCAGAUAUCCUGGAGGUGAGACAGAAGCCCAUCCUGAUGACAUAGCAGAGCCCUGCAGCCUCCGAGCAUCUCUACAAGUGCCUACCUGCACCAGGGCCCUGGGACAACACUACCACCUAGUGUCGAGACAGAGAACCCACCAAACCAAACGUCCAGCGGACAGACAUGAGGAGAGGACGACAAGGGAAACCUUUCCGAACAAUUUUUAAACGAAAAGAUAUUCAAACCAGCCCAUCAAGAAGUGCCUCUCGCCUCACCGAGCAUCAUUUGGGAACCGCGACGCGCUCUCCGCGGGAAUCGGGCUCUGGACUUCAGGCAUCGGGGGCGAACUUCCCCCGGGGGGGACGCUUCUGUCCGUCAGGGUCACGUGACCUCAGAGUGGAUAGGCAUUGGCUGAACUCUGACCAGGAAGGGGGGGGGGGGGGGGAAUGAAGAAUGUCUUUUGGUUUCUUGUAAAUAUCCAGCUGCUUUGCCGUUCACAGAGAAGCCCGGAGAAAGGUUACCGCUUUUGAUGACGACGCUUUUUCUUGUUCCCUUUGCUUUCCUUUCUCUCCGUCGUGGAGGGAUCUUGUGCGUAAAUGGUUUCGCUCCGAGGCUUUAAUGAAACAGCCUUCACUUUGCACUCGCAUAAAGACGUGUCACUUUAAGUGUUAUUACAUUUAUUUGUGUUUGUGAAGAGCAUAGUCAAUACUUGAUGUUAAUUACUGUGUAACUACAGAGUACUACUUCCAGUAACAAUAUUGCAGAUACAAAGGUGCUAUUUGAAUCAGUUUAAAAGGCAUGGGUUAUUGAUUAAGUGAAACCCAGAGGUAUGAGGGAGAGGAUUAUACAAGCGCAGGCCCAGUGUUGACUUCUUGAGUUCAACCCUCCUCACUCAUGUUAACAGCAUAGGUUUUUACACUUCCAUUUCUUUGAGAAUGUUGCUACAACUGGUGGUAUUAUGUGGUUACACAGUUAUUAUUGUCGAACUCCAAUGACAUGUUACAUGUUACUAACAAGUAAAUGUCUCAGCAAAUUAGGCUACUAAUCCCACUUUACCUGCUGAAGCGGCCCUCAUUCUAAGAAAAUCCUAGGGACAGACUUGGAGAAACUCGCUAAUGAGGUGAUACACGAUAAAGGGAUCAGGACGCUAAACAAGCGAUUGGUCUGUAUUGGUAGUCUUCACAGCCAUAAGCGGUUGCCCAGGGAAAAUCUAUGGACAAAAACCAUUUUAGCCAACUGCCAUGUGAAAGCCCUUCCAUCUGUGGCCCAGAAAGCCUUAAUAUCUGACUGUGUAUGUAUGUAUGUAUGUAUGUAACAUAGGACUGUCUAGUCCCGCAUCCGCUGUUUUAAGUAUCUUUCCAAAUGGGUAAACAUUGAUUCACUGUUAGUUCUUUCUUCUAGACAAACAUGAUAGCCCCCAGUUGCUGAGUAACGCUGGUUGCAAGGACAUAUGAAGGAAAACACCGUUACGCUACAACAUAGCUAGUGCACUACCGUCAUCGACGUGAAACAUUCAACUGACACAGUAGAACACAUCCCAAGUUGGCGUAGAAACAACCUGCCUACCUACUAUGUUCUGUUUUGCUUUCCUUAUUAAGAGAUAUCAUUUGCACCUUUUUGUUGGUUGCUGUGGUUACAGUACUUAUGUCGAGAACCGAAAGCGCGAGCUCAAGCCAUCCACGAUCAAAGUCGGCAGGGUUCUCUACAGUUUGACAUGUUCGGUGUCGAGUUUGCUUGACUCCACGUGUCGGUGUAGAUCAGAGCUCCUAGACGUGAACCCACGAGGAUGUGUGAGGGGAGGAGCCACUGGCUGACCAGUGUUACGCUACAGCUGUACAGUUUCAAGGAUGAAUGUAUCCACUCUGACACAUUGACAUAGCAAAGACUGCUUUUUCGAACCCUUUGAUAUGAAAGGCAAAGUGACCAGUUUUGCUAGGGUGUACGACGCUGUUCGCCAUCUUUCUGAACGUGUAUUAGUUUCUCUCUCCUAGCCUUUAGAGAGAGAUGUUUGUUUCCAAGAGGUGUUGUGGUGUCUACACAGUUCCAAAUGCUUCAACCUUGCUUUUUGUAUUCAAAUAGACGAGUAAAUGUGCAUGUCGGGUCCAUACCUCUGUUGUAUCAUUUUCAAUCUGUGUA